Cryptomeria japonica (Japanese cedar) is the source of this 2486-nucleotide messenger RNA. Its product is annotated as vacuolar-sorting receptor 1. The record is from RefSeq and is a predicted model, not a curated record. Lineage: Eukaryota; Viridiplantae; Streptophyta; Pinopsida; Cupressales; Cupressaceae. The transcript is spliced from 11 exons. Bases 385 to 2037 code for a protein of 550 amino acids.
CUUUUAAAUCCUCUGAAACAUCGUUUAGAUCCUCGGAAAUGUCGUUCGAAGGAGACUUUAACCGUAGACGUAUCUGUUUGAUCUUGAUCAGGAGCAUCUUUUAUCCUGCCAUCACAAUUCUAGUACUCGGGAAUGUCGUAGAAACCCUUUAAAUCCUUCCUGAAAAACGAGCCUAACCAGAAAGAUUUACAGACAAGGUGUUGGCAUUAAUUUCUUCCCCGGCUGUCAACAUAAGCAGAAGCUUCUCUUUGUCAACAAAUACAUAUAAGACAGAGAUUUCUUCCAUCCGCUCCCAUCCACUUGCAAUCUUUUUCCACGCAUGUGGCUUGACUGCGUUGCCUCGAUCUCUAUAAAUAAGAGGGCUUUCCUCUGGCGAAGACGGCAAUGGCAAGAAAAUCGGGCGGCAGGAGCUAUGGGCUAUUGGCGAUGAUGAUGUUGAUAAUGUCUUGGAAUUCGGCCCAGGCCAUGGGAAAAUAUGUGGUGGAAGAGAAAAAGUUAGUGGUAACUUCGCCGGGUUAUAUUAAGGGCAAAUAUGACUGCGCUGUAGGCAAUUUUGGUAUUCCUCGGCAUGCCGGAACGAUAAUGGGGUCUGUAGCUUAUUCCGAGGAGAAUCAUAUGGGCUGCCAGGAAUUUGAUUCCAGCUUUAAAUCCUACCCUGGAGGACUUCCUACUAUUGUUCUGGUCGACCGUGGAGAUUGCUUUUUUGCUUUGAAAGUCUGGAAUGCUCAGAAAGCUGGAGCAGCGGCUGUGCUUGUGUCUGAUGACAAGGAAGAACCUUUGAUAACUAUGGAUUCACCUGAAGAAGGUGGUUCACCUUAUGAAUAUCUUGAGAAUAUCACUAUUCCCUCUGCCGUCAUUGAGAAAAAAUUAGGUGACAAACUGAAAGAAGCUAUUAAAAAGGGGGAAAUGGUCAAUAUUAAUUUGGACUGGAGAGAGUCUGUUCCACACACAGAUGAACGUGUGGAGUAUGAGUUGUGGACAAAUAGCAACGAUGAAUGUGGGUUGAAGUGUAAUAUGCAGAUGGAAUUUUUAAAGAAUUUCAAAGGAGCUGCUCAAAUUCUUGAGAAAGAAGAACACACAAAAUUUACUCCUCACUAUAUCACUUGGUACUGCCCUCUGGCCUUUACUGUGAGCAAGCAGUGCAAAGCUCAAUGCAUUAAUAAUGGAAGAUACUGUGCACCUGAUCCAGAACAGGACUUUAAUCGGGGGUAUGAUGGGAAAGAUGUGGUGACUGAAAAUCUGAGACAACUGUGUGUCUUUAAUGUUGCAAAAGAUGAUGGCAAACCCUGGGUUUGGUGGGAUUAUGUCACUGAUUUCCAUAUCAGAUGUCCAAUGAAGGAUCAAAAAUAUAACAAAGAAUGUGCAGACGGUGUCAUCAAAUCUCUAGGUCUGGAUAGGAAGAAGAUAGAAAAAUGCAUGGGGGAUCCAAAUGCAGAUACUGAAAACUCUAUUUUGAAAGCUGAGCAAGAUGCACAGGUUGGACAUGGAUCUCGUGGUGAUGUCACAAUAGUACCCACUCUUGUUAUUAACAACAGGCAAUACAGAGGAAAACUGGACAAAGGAGCUGUCAUGAAAGCAAUUUGUUCUGGUUAUAAGGAGACCACUGAACCUACAGUUUGCUUGAAUGAUGACAUGGAGACAAAUGAAUGUUUGGUAAAUAAUGGCGGUUGCUGGCAAGAUAAAAAGGCAAAUAUAACAGCUUGCAAGGAUACUUUCCGUGGAAGGGUCUGUGAGUGUCCUUUGGUUGAAGGUGUUCAGUAUAAGGGAGAUGGUUAUACCCACUGUGAUGGUUCCAAUCUGCCCUUUGCAUACUUCUAUUCUUAUUAUGGUAAGAAGUCUCAACAAAAAACGACGGGUGGGGGUGCUAUAAUUUUUGUACUGUUUGUGGUGGCUGCUCUUGCUAUUGGAGGUUACAUAUAUUAUAAAUACAGAUUCAGAUCAUAUGUGGACUCUGAAAUCAGCGCCAUCAUGGCGCAAUACAUGCUUCUUGACAGCCAGGAAGGGAAUCCAAAUCAUAUUCACAGCGAAACAUUAUAAACAAUGGCAUCAUACAAACUUAAAACUUGGGGCCAAUUCUGCAGAUGAUUCUACAGAUUUUAUCUUAAAGUAGUGUUCUUCUACAUUAUAAUUGUGGGAUACUAUGUUCAAGUUUUUUUCGAUCAUACAAGGUGACUAAAAUGCAUUUUCUCUUUGGAUGUUCUUUGUAUAAGCUUUAUACUUGUGAGCAGUGUGCUCACAUUUGGAUUCUGUAAGAUUCCUAGGGUAGUAUUAGAUAACAAGCACUUAAGUUUCAGGAUGUUGUAUAUGCUCAUUGAGUCGGAGAAGGCACGACAGUAUAAUCUGCAAUAAUGGGGAAUAAAGGUUACAAGUAGAAUGAUGUUCGCUUGAAGGCUGACCACUGCUAAAACUUCAAGAGCAGCAUAGAUUAAUGCUUUUAUAAUAAUUUGAUAGAAUUAUAAAAAUUGUUAUCUUGAUAAUAGUUGAAA